Platichthys flesus (European flounder) is the source of this 2811-nucleotide messenger RNA. RefSeq names its product cholinergic receptor, nicotinic, beta 5a (gene chrnb5a). The transcript has 8 exons. Gene Ontology annotation, biological process: nervous system process; signal transduction; regulation of membrane potential. NCBI's taxonomy places the organism in Eukaryota, Metazoa, Chordata, Actinopteri, Pleuronectiformes, Pleuronectidae. The record is from RefSeq and is a predicted model, not a curated record. Gene Ontology annotation, molecular function: transmembrane signaling receptor activity; acetylcholine-gated monoatomic cation-selective channel activity. Gene Ontology annotation, cellular component: neuron projection; postsynaptic membrane; synapse. The coding region runs from base 209 to 1735 and encodes 508 amino acids.
UUUCUGUACUUUUUGAGCUGCGUAAGAUUCAAGCCACAGACGAGCACCCGGAUCAGGUGUGAGGCAUCCGGUGGACCGAGGAAGAGGAGGAGGAGACUGUAGGAAAGAAAGGUUACAGCAGAACGACGGGAUUUAAACACAGGACACUUGUUCUCUGGAGGACACACUGAAACAAAGGAGCAAGUUGGUCUAGGGAAGAAGAGAGGAGAUGACGGCCAGCACUUUUCUCCUGCUCUUCACUCUGUCUCUCACAAGUAUCAGGGCAGAGAAUGCAGAGGAGCGGCUGGUGAACUACCUGUUGGGACCGGAGCGCUACAACAAACUGAUCAGACCAGCGGUCAAUAAGACCCAGCAGGUCACCAUCUCCCUACAGGUGUCUCUGUCGCAGCUUAUCAGCGUGAAUGAGAGAGAGCAGAUCAUGACGACCAACCUGUGGCUGUGUCAGGAAUGGAACGACUACAGGCUGAGAUGGGAACCAGAAAAAUAUGAAGGCAUCAAGAAACUACGAAUUCCAUCCAAACUCAUCUGGCUUCCUGAUAUAGUGCUCUACAACAAUGCCGAUGGUGUCUAUGAGGUCUCCUUCUAUUGCAACGUGGUGGUCUCCAACACAGGGGACAUUUUUUGGCUCCCGCCGGCAAUCUACAAAUCGGCCUGCGCCAUCGAGGUGCAGAACUUCCCCUUCGACCAGCAGAACUGCACACUCAAGUUCCGCUCCUGGACCUACGACCACACGGAGCUGGACCUUAUCCUCACCAGUGACUAUGCCAGUCGCGACGACUUCACGCCCAGUGGAGAGUGGGACAUCGUGUCGCUGCCGGCACGCAAAAACGAGGACCCAAACGAUAUCACCUACCUAGACAUCACCUACGACUUUGUCAUCCAGAGGAAGCCCCUGUUUUAUACCAUCAAUCUGAUCAUCCCGUGUGUGCUGAUCACAUCGCUGGCCAUCCUGGUUUUCUACCUGCCGUCUGACUGCGGCGAGAAGAUGACGCUGUGUAUCUCGGUGCUGCUGGCCCUCACUGUGUUCCUGCUGCUGAUAUCCAAGAUAGUGCCACCAACCUCUCUAGCAGUACCACUCAUCGGUAAAUACUUGAUGUUCACCAUGGUUCUGGUCACUUUCUCCACCGUAAGCACCGUCUGCAACCUCAACGUACACCACCGCUCCCCCUCCACCCACCACAUGCCCGGCUGGGUCAAACGCCUCUUCCUAAUCCAGCUGCCCACCUUCCUCUUCAUGAGGCGCCCAGGCUCUUCCAAGGUCCGCAACAAACUCCGUCAGAAGUACGCCGACCGAAGUACGGUCAGGAAAAGCCGUUCCCAGAGCUGCAUAGAGACGAGGCAGUACUCCAACAUCAGGCUCGGCGGGAUCCCAACAGACAGUGACUCUAUCUACGUGAACGAGGAAAUGGCCCACAGGUUUUGCUGGGGAGCGGGCGACACCCCAGAUGGGGGCGGUGUUUUUUCAGACUUGCAGAGGUCUUUGGAUGGUCAAUGUGAUGCCGAUCUGGAGGAAGCUGUGGAUGGAGUGAGAUACAUCUCCGAACAUAUGAAGACAGAGGACUAUGAUGAAGGGAUCAUUGAGGACUGGAAGUAUGUGGGUAUGGUGAUAGACCGUCUGUUCCUGUGGAUCUUCAUCUUGGUGUGUGUGGUGGGAACACUGGGGCUCUUCAUGCAGCCACUGUUCCAGAGCUACAACACGCCCAAUGCUGACGACACUGAGAUUCGCGAUUUCUAGGAUUUCUUUGGAGCUGAAUAUGGAAACAGCUAAGUCAGCAUCUCUCAUAGGAACUUUGACGGAGAACACCAGCUGAGAGUGGAAUCAAUGCAUCCGGCUGCACGAGCUGUGUUUGAAGCAGUGGACGUUUAAUGCUGGAACACUUUUAUUUUUAUACUGCAUGGUUUAUUGUUUUUGGACUAUGUAUUCAUCGAAGCUCCACCAUCUUCACAAGCAUGACGAUCUUAAGAUAUUUUUUAUAACUUAGAACUUCUAUCCAGGAACAUUAUUGUCAAGCAAAGACAAGGUCUGUGCACAGUUUUAGACACAAUAUAUGAGUAUUUUCCUUAGCUUUAACUUUCACAAUGUACAGAACAAACCACAAACCUCAAAAAUAGAAAAAACAGCUGGUAAUUCUUAUCCUGUAAGAGUCCUGCUGUCCCCUGCAGGAUUGUUCAUGUGAAAAAUGAGACUUUAUAAGAGAUUAUACCAAUUAUUCAUGUUGGCACAGUACACUUCUCGAACUAAGUUUCAUCAUAACAAAGCAAAGGUACUUUGUUUUCUCCACCUUUUUUAUAUGAAUGCAUCUCUCUCUCCCUCUCUCUCUCUCUCUCUCUCUCUCUCAUUCUGCUUCAGCGCUUUGUGCCUCAUUUCCACCAUCCGUCUUCAGAGUCGUGUUGUUCCCCUUAAUGCUUUGUCUUACAUAAAAAAAAGUUCUUUCCUCACUUGCACUCUCUUAUUUGAAAAACAUUUUCGCAGUAUUUUUGCCAUUUAAAAUAGUGAGGCCUGUUGGAAAAAGAAAAUGUGGUGAAAUGAAAAUGAAAAAAGACAAUAAUGACGUGAAGAUGGAAAAAAAAAAGUGGAUGAAGAUGUAAACACACAUAUUUACACAUAUUUAUACAUAUACAUUGAUCCACAUUUCACAAUGACUGUACUCUAGGACAACAAGCUGUGAGUUUUAUUUUGGGCUGCUUUUCUCUCAAACACGAGUUUAUUAAGUUUUUUACUGUCUUUUCUGGUUUAAGUCAUUUUCACAUAGACAUGUCAUCGUAAGAAAAGCCCAGAUGUAAAUGAUCAAAUCAUGCCAUAAAUAAAGA